AUGAUCGACCUGAACAACAAACAAUGGCAUCGCGAUUCCUCCCACAGCAAAUUCCUCAUCUCCACGCAAAAAGCCCUCCUAGACCACUCGUUCAUCAAUACCGCCUUCGCCACCAAAGAAAUGUUCUGGGCCAAACCCCUGAAUUCCGAAGACCUAUCCCUCAUGCUGGAUAACUCGGUCACAGCUGCAAUCUACGAAAUCACCCCCUCGAUUCAUCCCGCAACAAGCAUAGACGAACCCUCCACACCACGCGAGGGUUCACCUGCACUGGAAGCUCAACAAAUGUACAAGCAGAUAGGAAUGGCACGGUUGAUGACCGACCACGUCACCUUCGCUUACCUCUCAGACGUCUAUAUUGCGCCUGAGCAUCGGGGACUUGGGCUAGCGAAAUGGCUGAUAGGCUGUAUCAAGGAGCUAGUUGGCAUGCAUCCCGCUCUGAGAAGACUCAUGCUGUUCACUGGGGAGGAGAAGUUGCAGGCCUUUUAUGAGAGAGAGCUAGGGGUGUAUGUUAUGGCGGAACGGGAGAGUACGAUUGUUAUGAGCUCGAAUCAUUUUUCAUGA
This is a messenger RNA of Recurvomyces mirabilis, 561 nucleotides long. RefSeq lists its product as uncharacterized. NCBI's taxonomy places the organism in Eukaryota, Fungi, Ascomycota, Dothideomycetes, Mycosphaerellales, Teratosphaeriaceae. Gene Ontology annotation, molecular function: acyltransferase activity, transferring groups other than amino-acyl groups. The record is from RefSeq and is a predicted model, not a curated record. Bases 1 to 561 code for a protein of 186 amino acids. The transcript has a single exon.